This is a messenger RNA of Eurytemora carolleeae, 4471 nucleotides long. RefSeq lists its product as uncharacterized. The transcript is spliced from 24 exons. Lineage: Eukaryota; Metazoa; Arthropoda; Copepoda; Calanoida; Temoridae. Gene Ontology annotation, biological process: G protein-coupled receptor signaling pathway. The coding region runs from base 252 to 3023 and encodes 923 amino acids. Gene Ontology annotation, cellular component: membrane. Gene Ontology annotation, molecular function: G protein-coupled receptor activity. The record is from RefSeq and is a predicted model, not a curated record.
CGACCCUCGGCCCUUGAACCUCCGAUACCGGCCUAGACUUUGAGUUCCGAGAAAUACAAAAAUAAAAAGGGCAGCCAGCUCAAUCUGAAGAUACAGAACUGUGGGACUCUAUAAUGUAUGAUUAUUGAAAAAAUACGAUAUAAAAGAGUGGGUUUAUAACCUCUACAGUGCAGGACUAAAAGGAUUGUGUUGCCUACCGUGGAAAAGAGAAAAAGUGAUAAAAAGUAGAGACACAGUUGAGAGGUUUUAACAUGCAAUUCUUUCGUGCUUUUAUCAUCAUUGCUUCAAUGUCAAGCUCCAUUCAAUCCCAUCAGGUUUACAAGAUGCGUUUAAAGCGCUCCCUUGAGAUAGAAUCUGAUUUGGCAGAUUUCACUGAUCUUGAUCCUGAGAUGAUCACUGAGAGCUCUAUGAAAGAUCAUGAUGAAGGUCUUGAGGUAGAUGAGAAGAGUGAGCUUGAAGAUGAAGAGAUUGAUCCACAGCUGAAGAUGAGAAAAAUCAAUGAGCUUCUAAACAUGAUAGAAAGUCAGGCAAUCAAGGGAGAAAACUGUUCUCCAGGGACGGAAUUGGAUCUAGGAGAGGAGGUCGUAGACUCCUAUGGACAGGAAAGAUUUCAAGCUGCUGCCUUGAUAUCAGUCAACAGAGCAAAUUGGCUUACAAGAAUGUGGAAGUAUGGUGAAUCUACAAUGGAGAGCUCUCAAUAUCUACUCCACAGUGCACUCAUAGAGAUGAUGGAGUUAAACAAUGAUAUUUUUGCUGCAGGUAACUGCUAUGAUAAAAAACAAUAUGGAUCCUUCUUCCUCUUCUGCCCGUAUGCCUACCGUGUUCAUAACAACUCUAUUCUUGCAAAGGAUUUGGCACUGGAGUAUAACUAUCUGAGUAAUACCUCAGUCUGGUUCUUUGAUGCUAGACAAAGAGCAGAACAAAUUGUAAGGGACAACUAUCCAAUCCGACGAGGCUUUCAUGCAGUUCAUGUAAACCUAAGCAAUACAGUUCUCAUGGAGAAGGAAAUAUUGGCUGUACAAUACAAGGAUGGUCAGUGGACUAAACCCUAUUACGACUGUGGAGGUGGGAAUAUCUGGAUGAUGACCUACACAGUUCCAUUCUUUGGAUAUAAUUCAGAAAAAGAAGAAUACUUUUUCAAAGGUACCAGUGGAAUUGACAUAGAUCUUCGUAGAGUAGAUAUCAACCAGUGCCAUAUCAAUGGAAGUUCCUUUAAUAUAUUUGGAGGAACAGACAAAUGUAAAAAGCAGACUACAACAUGUGUGCCACUAACUGGACUAGGGUUCCGGCGUGGAAGUUACUCGUGUGUUUGUAAAACUGGAUUUUAUUUCCCGGACACUUCUGCACAGUUGAAGUACUACAAUGGGACCAUUCUGGAGGAGGAGUACGAGCAGAAGCUAAUGGGUGUAAACUGGACCUUCUACGACGAUCAUGACUCUUUUCAAUGCUUGGAGUGUGCUGAAGGGUGUGAGGAAUGUGCUGAUGCUUCUCCCUGCAUUGUCUCAUUGAAUAUGGUCUUACGAACUAUUCUCUUAGUUCUUCAAUGUGUUAUUAUAGGAUGCCUGCCAGUCGUAGUUCUCUUUACAUACAAGUACAGGGAGCUCAAGGUUGUAAAAGCUGCAAGUCCUGUUCUUCUUAGGAUCAUUAUUCUUGGAGCUUUCUUCAUUUAUAGCACGACUAUUGUCCUGUAUCCUCGACCCAACAUGUUGACUUGCACUCUCAGAAUCUGGUUGAGAGAGAUAGGGUUUGCACUCUCAUACGGAGCACUCAUGCUCAAAACCUGGAGGAUCAGUGUGAUAUUCCGGGUUCGAUCGGCUAAAGCUGUGAAGAUUACUGACAUGGAUCUAAUCAAGAGACUGGGGAUUAUUGUUGGUAUAUUCGUUCUUCUUCUUCUUAUCCGAACUCUAGUUUCUCCACCAGAAGUCAUAAUUGGACGAACAGCUGACGAUUUGAAGGCCUUUUUGUGUCAGUCGGAUUGGUGGGACCAUUCCUUCACUAUACUUGAGUUCCUGUUCCUACUAUGGGGUAUACGGUUAUGUAUCCGAGUACGGAAAGCUCCCUCGGAGUUUAACGAAAGUAGAUUUAUAUCCAUGACAAUCUAUAACGAGUUCCUUCUCUCAAUAUUCCUCAACGUAUCAAUGUUUUUUCUUCAACAUCCAGCAAACCCUGAUCUUCUGUACAUCAUCUUCUUCUGUCACAGCCAACUUACAAUCACUAUUCUACUGUGUUUAAUAUUCGCGAGCAAGUUUUACUUGGUAAUGAAGGGUCAAGGAAAGGAGAUAGAAGAACAUAAUAACGGAAAACAGCAGUUUAUCAACAAGUUUAAUAAACCACUUCACAGGGUUGGUAGUACAAUGGCACCAAAUUCUCAUUCGUCAGCUGGUCCUCCAGUUCCAAUAGCAUCUUCAGUUUCUACCAUAGUUCCCUCUACACCUGGAAUACCAGUAGAUAAUUCAGAGGGAGCUAUAAAUGCCGAGCUGAACAAGAUGAUGAUCACUCUGAAGCAACUUCAGGAGAAGAAUGCUAUCUCAGGUUCAAUACUUGUCUCCAAGAGAAUAAUGGCAGUACAGGAGGCUUUGUGCAGCAACAAUUUACAUGCUGAGGGUUUAAACGGAAUUACAAAAAGUUGUCCCGUCAGUGUCCCCUGCCAAGCAGAGAAACAGAAACUGACGUGUCAAGAAACAAGAAAAUCUAUCAGGGCCAAGCAUCAGCUGAUUCAUGAUUUGGCGGGAAACCAAACCAAACCAAAUGAUGAACAUGACGAUAAAGACAGUUACUGUAUGGAUGGAGAAAAGGUUAAAUUGAUAGAACUGACCGGAAGCACGGAGUUGAUUGAGAUUCAACCCAAUGGUAUCUUUAAUAAAGAAUCAACUGAGAAUAAUAUAAACAAAGGUUUUUUAACUCCAGAUGUUGACACAUGCUAUGUGGACGGACCUGAAAAAGUUAUAAAAAAUUCGAUAAAGCGGAGAAUUGUUAUCAAUCUUGACGAUAAGAACAAGUUUACGGAUGAAGUGACAGUUUGAGAAGGCAAACCACACCAAAUAUUCAUCAGCAUAUAUAUAUAUAUAUAUAUAUAUAUAAAUAUAUAAAUGUGGACGGUAUUCAGUGGCUUGAGAAGCAUCGUUUGAUACCCUAUUCGAUAUAUUUUGAAAGAAAAACAAAUUUCUGCCUACUGGUGACUUUUCUUUAACGAAAAUGACCGCGUGAAAAUUGAACGCGAAAAAAAAUCUGAACCUAAAUUCAGAGGGUUUAAAAUAGUUCUGACCAACUUUGCCAACUGCACUUCAUGCUUGGCUUCAAAAUAGACCAAUCCUAAUAUACAUAUAUAAAUAUAUAUGAAAAUUUGGGGUUCUAUAAUAGAAUUUGAAUACCAAAGUAUUAUCUGUAAACAAAAUUUGAAAUAAUUCAUAUUAGAAAUUAAUAUUUCACUUCGCAAGUUUAGAUAAUUUUUUAUUCUAAAUUUGAAUUUCACAGUUUUACAUUCUAGAAAAACCACACUUAUUUGAUAUUGAUAAGUUAUGUCCUAUAAAAAAAAGUUAGGUGUAAACAUCCUAGAUUAAAAACGCAACAUAUUGCUAAUUUUUUUAGUGGAUAGAACCUUGAUUGCAUCAGAAAAUAUUUCCUUAUUUGUCUGAGACACCCAUUAUAUUAUUUUCACACUAAAAUAAUUUUAGGUUUUAUUUAAACAUUUAUAGGGCUGGCAAACUCACAUCUUUUACAGCAACUCACAUGACACCAGGAAAGGUUCUAUAGCUAGCUGGUCGAAAUAGAAAAUUUUGCUAGCAAACAUAUUGACAAUUUUUUCAAUCUAAAUAGCGAAAUCCGCGAAAAUUUGAGCUUGUUGCAGGAGAACGAAAAGAAAAUUACGACUUCAUAAGCAACAGUUAAAAGCUAAAAUUGUUACUUCGAAGCCUAGUUAAUUUAUAUAUUUCUUCACCUGUAAUUUAAUAAUCUGUAAAUUAACCUAGCUACCUUAUUUCACCAAGCCCAGUUUAAAAUGUUAAAUUAGAAGCAAAAAAUUAUUACAUUGCACAUUUGCACGCUAAUUUUCAUUUGAAUAUUUCAUCCACAGUUUUAUGGGUCUACCUGUAUACAAAAAUACAAUUAGUAUUUUGUAAAUAGUUCAUUCACAGUUCAUAGCAUUACCUCUUAGUCAUCACAUGACCACUGAAAGAGUACAAACUAUUUAUCCAUACAUAUAUAUUAUAUGUGUUAAUAUUAUAUUGUGUAGAUUUAUUGAAUAUCAUAGUUACUUACAAAUUACAAGGCGUAUACACCAGGAUCUUUAAUAUCUUAUGUAUACUUGAAUUAUUAGAAAAGACGACAUUUGUGUCAAGUUAAAGGGACUGUAAAUGUAAUUUCAAAAGACUCUUCUUUUAUCAAGUGGCAAGUUUGAACAAUAAUAAAUAAGAUAUCACUGUUUUUCUCUUGGAAAUUAUGUAAUUUUCUUUUGUGGUUUCUCUAUAAAAUU